GAGAACGAUAGUUUUUGCCUCCUUGGGCGCUUCCUUCAUGCGCACACCUAGUAACUGCGUCAGGGUUUAACGUUCUUCUGUUCUCUUCGUCGCACGGGAAUGGCAGAGCACCAAAGUGGCCGAAUCAGCGCCUAUUUCAGUGCUUCAAAGCCUCUUCUUCCUCGUAAAAGGCCUUCCGAUUCCUCUCCUCACCGAAUCAAGAGUGCCGGUGACGUUGAUUCCGUUUCCGUUGCGAAGAGAGUUCCUCUUGCGGAGGUGUCGCAGAACAGGCUCAGUGCAAUUCACAGCAGCUUCAAUGCAAGGACUGUGUCACUUUCUGCAAUCGGUUCCGCGGAUGAGAAUCUGUGUCGAUCUCUUUUCGAGAAUCCAAGGAGAGAACCUGAAGGCUCUGAGCCUAAACAGUUGGAUUACUUUACGAUUCUCGACGAUGAUUUCGAUGAGUCUGUUUUGGAGCAAAUUGACAUUUUGGUUGAGCAGAAAUCUGCAGAGUUGGCAGCAGAGCAGCAGUUAGGUUGUAGCUGUAGCGAGAAAGUUUCGAGCGAGAGCAAUGUCGUUUGUGAUGUUAAUCUGAGAUCAAGAUUUAGUACUGUUUCUGAGGGUAUAGGAAAUGGUUACCUGUUUAGCUCAGGGGUUGAGCUAGAUACUAAAGAAGAGGAAGUGGAUACAAGCUGGCAAGGUUUACAAAGUUCUGAAAAUAGCACGAUGCCUGAGGAAUAUUCGAAAUACUUGCAGUCCCUAAAUGACAGACAAAGAGAAGCAGCUUGCACCGAUAUUUCAACCCCUUUAAUGAUUGUAGCUGGUCCAGGAAGUGGAAAGACAUCCACCAUGGUUGGGCGUGUAUUGAUGUUGCUCAAUGAGGGCAUUAGUCCAUCAAACAUCCUUGCAAUGACAUUUACAACAGCAGCUGCUUCUGAAAUGAGAGAACGUAUAGGAACUAUAGCUGGAAAGGCAACAGCUAAAGAACUUACUAUCAGUACUUUUCAUUCAUUUUCCUUGAAACUUUGUCGUUCACAUGGAGAAAAGUUAGGUCGUACAUCUGAAUUCUUAAUAUAUGGACAGGGGCAACAGCGUAAUGCAAUUAUUGAGGCCAUUCGCUUAUUAGAAAAUAAAAAGAGUGGUAACAAAGAUGGUGCAUUAUUGAUUGGUGAAUUGUCCAAUAGUCUAAAGAAUCCUAAACAAUUCAAGGAUAAGGCAAAGAAAUGGCAAAAUUUUGUGACUCAGGCUAAAGCUUCGGGAAGAACUUCUUCAGAAUAUCGUGAAAUGGGCAACGAAAUAGGAGCUGAAAUUCUUGAAAAUUACAACAACAUAUUAAAAUCUUGUAAUGCUCUGGAUUAUCAUGACUUGAUCAGCUGUUCUGUGAAGCUACUCAGUGAUUUUCCUGAAGUUUUCAAAGAAUGUCAGGAUUCAUGGAAAGCUAUUGUUAUAGAUGAGUUCCAAGAUACUAGUGCCAUGCAAUACAAAUUUCUAAAGAUUCUUGCAUCUCAUCAUAAAAUAACAAUUGUUGGUGAUGACGAUCAAUCAAUUUACAGUUUCAAUGGAGCUGACAUUUCUGGAUUUAUUUCCUUUCGCAACGAUUUUCCAAACUACAAAGAGAUUAGGCUCAACAAAAACUAUCGAUCCACACGUUGCAUUGUUGAGGCUGCAUCUUUUCUUAUUAAAAAUAAUUCCAAGCGAUGUCAGUUGAAGAGUGUUCUUACUGAUAACUCUUCUGGAUCCAAGAUAGUUAUGAAGGAGUGUCACAAUGAGGAUGCACAAUGCGCAUUUAUUGUUGACAAAAUCUUAGAAAUUUCAUCAAAUCAUUCAGCAGCUAACAGUUGUUAUGGCAACAUUGCAAUUCUCUACCGUAGGCAGAUAUCGGGGAAAGCCUUUCAAAUGGCUUUCCGUGAUAGGAAAAUACCAUUUAACAUUCACGGUGUGGCUUUUUACAGAAAAAAGGUAGUCAGAACUAUCAUUGCCAUGCUUCGAACAGCACUGCCUGGUUGUGAUGAUGGCUCAUAUAGUCGAGUCUUCAAGGCUUUACUGCCUUUGGAGAAAGAUAAAAAGAAGAAGAUAAUUGAUCAUAUCAACAAAAUAUCAACAAUUAGAAAAUGCAGUUUCUUGUCAGCUGCCGCUGACAUCUUUAGUGCAAAGAUUUCUGGCACCUUUAAAAGGAGUGAGCUUACCCACGGAAGGAAGGUUUUAAUGACACUAGAGAUGAUAUCAAAAUUUAUUCACAGGGAAAAGUCACUCUCUGCUAUUAUAACUUCUGUGGCAAACAUGAUACCCGAGAAAUACCUUCUUGAGAAACGGGCAAUCCUUGAUGUUGAUGGAGGGACAUUUUUGAAUGAAGACUACGACAUUAGAUCUGUUCUUCAGUACCUAUUAGAUGACGUCUCUGAGUUUCUAUCCACUAAAUUAGUUGAGGUAAAGAGUGAUAGGGAAACAUCAGAAGAUAAAGGCUGCAUUUUUGUUCUAAAAGAAUUCAUUGAUUAUUUAUUUGAGCGCGAGAAAGAAAAUUUCCGUGCUCGGAGGAAGGACAACGAAAAUUCUGUGACAUUGACUACCAUUCAUCAGGCAAAAGGUUUAGAGUGGGAUGUUGUCUUCGUAGUUAAGGCAAAUGAAUCUGAGAUCCCUCUAUUACACGAUUUCAAGGGCAAUGUAAAGGACACUGCAGCCUUGGUUGAGGAAGAAAGACGUUUAUUAUAUGUUGCAAUGACUCGUGCUCGGCAGAAGCUUUUUAUUCUUUAUGUCAUGAUGGACUCAAACUGGCAGAUGCUUCAACCUUCAAGAUUUUUGAAAGAAAUCCCUCGUCAUCUUGUAGAAGUUCAGGGUGAAAUAAAUUUACAAGAACUACACAUAAAGCAAGAAUCUCUUCAAAAGGAAACAGUCCAUUGUACCAUGGACUUGUUGAUAAGAGAGAAACAAUCUGAAGCAGAUGUGGUCCCUAUGCCUCGUGAAAUACUUGAUAAUCAUUCUAGUGAGGCUUCUAAUGAGCUUGCAGAAUUUGCAGAGGCAAACAAUAGCAAUAAUUUCUUAAGAAGAUUUAGUGUUGAAGACAGGUCUAUUGUUUCCCAUUUAUUCCAUCAAUGGGCUAAAAAGAAAGCAUUUCAAGAUCCAAAGAGGUUGCUUGACAAGGUUAGUUUUGUGAUUGAUGAACGCCUCAGACAGAAGAACAACAAAAACAAGGAUUUGUUGAAAACACUAAAAUCUUGUUUAAGCUGUGAAGAAGCAUUUCAGUAUGCUCAAUAUGUUUUGAGAUGGGAGCAGAUUCCUGCUGAUAAACGUGCUCAUCUUAUGAGGGAAAAACAGGAACAUUUUCUGAAAUUAAAGAUUGAAAAUGCAAUGGGUUCAGCAAUACCAACUGACAAGCAGAUUUCAUAUUUGAAAAAACUGGGUUGCACCUUGACACCUACUUCCCGGCUCCAUGCAUCUCAUCUUAUUGAGCAGUACAAAUCAUUGUAAGAAUCCAGUAGGGGUAUUCUUCUGAUUCUCCUUUCCAGUUUCUGUAUAUUGAAGACCAAGCUAGUUUGGUCAAGUAAAUAGUUAUGUGGGCCUUAGUGGAUUUUUAUCAUCCACUACUAAAGUUAUAUUGGAACAGUUAUUUUCUGUAUGUUAUCACUUAUCACAUUUGUUUUCUUUCUUUAUAUUUUGUACAUAUCCUGUUAAAAUAUAAACAUACCGUAUGGAUUUUAUAAAAUAAAAACAGUGUUGAACAAAAUUAACAUGCGAAAUAUCAGGUAGCAAAGUUUCGGUUGUAU
Molecule: messenger RNA, 3737 nt
Organism: Cajanus cajan (pigeon pea)
Lineage: Eukaryota; Viridiplantae; Streptophyta; Magnoliopsida; Fabales; Fabaceae
Source: RefSeq, a predicted model, not a curated record